Messenger RNA from Sceloporus undulatus (fence lizard), 3961 nucleotides. RefSeq names its product zinc finger and SCAN domain-containing protein 30-like. NCBI's taxonomy places the organism in Eukaryota, Metazoa, Chordata, Lepidosauria, Squamata, Phrynosomatidae. The transcript has 5 exons. Gene Ontology annotation, biological process: regulation of transcription by RNA polymerase II. The record is from RefSeq and is a predicted model, not a curated record. Bases 406 to 2310 code for a protein of 634 amino acids. Gene Ontology annotation, molecular function: RNA polymerase II cis-regulatory region sequence-specific DNA binding; DNA-binding transcription factor activity, RNA polymerase II-specific.
UGGAAAUUGUUCAAUUUAAAUUAUAUUUUAGCGAAACCCCUUCCGGUUCUGAUCCAUUCCCCCGGAAACAGCUUUUUAAACAUAUAUUGUGGCAUGGGACUAGUCCAAAGAAGGGGUGCUUGCAAGAGGGAUUCUUAUGAGGCUGGCCAAGGUGACCACCUCACUCUUCUUCACUGGAGAACCUGCUGUGUGCAUCUGUGUAUUUUCUACUUUCGUUCCUGAAAUUUAUCGUUAUUUCUUUCCCCAUUACAAGGGGGAUCUCCUUCCAUCGAUCUCAAAUACUGGUCCUGUCGUGUCUCCUAUUGUACUAACUCCAGGGGAUCCAAAUAUCUCCAAACCAUCCAGAAACCAUCAUUUGCUGCAUCCCUGUGUCAGGAUCCCGCUGUCUGUUUGUGGGAACACAAGAUGGCUACUGAACCAGCGCCUAAGGCGGGAUUCAGCCUCCAGUUCCAGGCAGCUUUGGAGAACUGGAUGCUGCCAGGGCUCAAAAUUCAAGAGCAAGGCUUUGCGAUUCCCAAAGCUAGGGAGGAACUAGGGGACGCAGAGAAGCCCUCGCGGACGCUCCACACCAUGAGAGUCAGGGGUUCAAGUCAAAGAACACAGGUGCCACCAGUGAAACAGGAGCGAGGUGACCUGCUCCUUCAGCAAUGGGAAACUCAAUGGCAGGAGUUCUUGAAAAUGGUGGAGUCCCCCCAGUCAAAAUGGGGGAUGCCGCAGCAGCCGGAGGAGCCUUCACCAUGGGACGACGUGCAGGGCUUCCUGGCCGCUUUCGAGCAAGUGGCCAGAGCGUGUCGAUGGCCCAAGGAUGAGUGGGUGGCCCGACUCCUGCCAGCGCUCCAAGGAGACGCUGAGCGAGCCUUUGAGAAAAUGGAUGCCAGAGACAGAGAGGAUUAUGGGAAGGUGAAGGCGGCCAUUUUGGAAGAAGACACCCUGAGCCGGGAGCAGAAGCGCCAACAGUUUAGGCGUUUUUCCUACGAGGAAGCUGAGGGACCCCGAGGGGUUUAUGGCUGCCUCCAGGAGCUUUGCCAAGGGUGGCUGAAGGUGGAGAGGCACACCAAGGAGCAGAUCCUGGAGCUGCUGAUCCUGGAGCAAUUCUUGACUGUCCUUCCCCCAGAGAUUCAACACUGGGUCAGGGGAAAGAGCCCAGAGACCUGCUCACAGGCAGUGGCGCUGGCAGAGGGUUUCCUACAGAUGCAAGAGCAGAGGCAGGGGCAGGAGAUGCUGAUACCAUUUGAGGAGGGAGAGGCAAUCCCUCUCUCUGAGGCAGAGCGGGUGUCAUCCGACAGUGGAAAUGGGCAGUUGUGCUGGGAUGCCAAGCAUGAGGAGGAUGGGGGACAUGUUGGCUCCGCAGGACAAAUGAAGACUAGUGAGAUGGAAAAAUACAGGCCAGAAAUUUCAGAGCAAGAGGAACCAUGUGAGGCAUCCAGUCAGAAUGCGGAAGAAAACCCUUCUCAGUUUCAAGACCAAGAAAGCACCUCAGAGAAUCAGUGUGGGAUGGAGUGUCCAGAGAAAACUCUUCCAGGAGAGAGAAGCAAUGAACCUCUCCCUUGUAUAAGAGGUUACAAGGAGCAAAAUCACCAAACACUCCACGCUGAUCAUUGGCCACAGAGGGAGACCAGAGUGACAGAGAAACUCAGAAGUCUCUCAGAGCAUCCAGAACCUAUCCAUAUUAUUUUAGGAGCAGCAAGGGAGGAUAUUUUUCAGGCUGAUAAAAUGGGAGACCUUUUUUGCAGAAGGUGGCAGGAAAGAAACAUCACAAGGAGAAGAAUGGGAAAUACCAUUUCAUUGAGGGUGGAGGAGAAGCUGACUAGCGAAGAGCCGCUAUGGCAGAAACGAAAGGCUCUUGCCACAUCUGAGAAAGUUUCGAAGCUGGGAUCUAGCCAUCGUAAAUGUGAGAGACAUCAUACAGGAGAGGCACCUCACCGGUGUGGCGAGUGCGGGAAGAUCUUCAUUCACCAGAGAAGCCUUCAUACGCACCAGAGGCUACACACCGGUGAGAAGCUCUAUGAGUGUUCAGAGUGUGGGAAGAAAUUUCUCAGCAAAUCUAAGCUUGUCCGCCACCAGAGACUCCAUACUGGGGAGCGGCCCUACAAGUGUGCCUACUGCUGGCGGAGCUUCAGUCAAAGUUACAACCGGACGGAGCACGAACGAAGCCACACUGGGGAGAAGCGAAACAAUUGGCCUGUGCGGAUGAGGAACUUUGACAGUAGUUCCUGUAUUACGGUGCACGAAGGAACUCGGAAAGACAAGAAAUUGCUUAAAUGUUCAUAUUGGGGGAACGGCCUUCCUUCAACUUCUGUGGAAACUUAACAUGAUCCGGGUGGGAGAAAACUUGUGGCGUGUUGGGAAUGUGGAGGAAGACACUGUCAUCAAAGUUUUAAAAAGUGGUCACCUUUGUCUGUGUGAGGGCAUGCUAAUGUCAGAGAUGGGUGGAGCAAGCAGGAUGGAUAUCUGGUUAGACCCUGGGAAAGCAUACAAGGUUAAGAAAAGAGCCUCAUGAAGGAACAGUAUGAAUAGAAAUGCACUGCUAGUAUGUGCUGCCUUGUGUCCCUAUACAGUAUUGGGAGAAUGACAGGAUAUAAGUAAAUAAAAUAAAUAAUAAAAAUAAUAGACCUAAGGAAGGAAAAGGCUUCAUGGCAAGGAUGAGGCUAGGGCAAGACACACUUUCUGCUGGAGACGAAGAACAAGAUGGUGCUUCCUCUGAUUCUGUGUAGAAAAGGCAACCGAUAUUAGCUGCUCAGUCUUAUUUCAGUGCUGCCAAUGGGGCAGGAUUCCGUACUGCACCUCAGAACAACAGCCUGGCUGUAGGAACAAAGUUUAACUAACAGAGUAAAGGCUGAGUAACAUUACAUGCACAAGAUUCCACGCCCCUCUUGAUUGGCCACUUGAGGCAGCUGCUUCAUUGGGCCUAACAGCAUGGCCAGACUUGGCUAAGGAAAACAUGGAGGGAUUAAGGAAGAGGAGAAGGCCACAGGGGGAAGGAUUUGAGUGAGGAAGGACAACUGUGGCUGCAUCUGCACUGCAGGAAUAAUCGUUUGAUAUGCCAGAGUUCAGUGCAAUAGGAUUCUGGCAAUUGUAGCUUUUUUAAGACAUUGACUUUUCUGUGUCAGAGAACAAUGGUGUCCCAACAAACUACAGUUCCCAGGAUUCCAUAGCAUUGAGCCAUGCCAAUUAAAGUGGUGUCAAACUGGAUUACUUUUGCAGUGUGAAAGCAGCCUGAGAGGCACAAAAUAUCAAGUUCUCGGAAGUCUGCAUUUCAUCCUCUCUGGGUUUUGAAAAUACAGUACUGUAUAAUAGGGCCAAUCUCGUUGCUCUCUCAUGUAUUGAGAUAUUGAGCUUAAACCAGCUUCUUGAUGCCAUGUAGACAUUGUGAUAUUGUUGUGCUGUAGUUACAGCAAGAUGAAGGAUCCUGUGGCCCGCUAGAUAUUUUUGGACCAGAAUUCCCAUUAUCCUUUACCACUGGUUACGUUGGUUAGGGUCCAGCAAUAUCUGGAAGGCUACAUGAUGCCACCACCACCACUACUAUCCUGGGCUAAGUCUCAGGCUAAGACUUAAGGGAGGAUUCAUUUUUCAAUAUUCACUGUCACAAAGUUGAUUGAGUGACUUUGGUUGGGCCAGUCAGUCUCUCAGCAUGGUCUACCUCACAGGAUUCUUGUGAGGAUGACAGUGGAGGUAAGAACUGUGUCUGCUAACUUGUUGAAAGUGUUACAUGUAAACUUUGAAUGUGGCUUUGAAAGUCACUCCUUUCCAUUUUAAAUUCUUUUCCAUUGUAAUGUGGUUUAACUAGUUCCGAGGUAUUUAAUUCAGCCUUUUGUUAUACAGUGGUUCCCCCACAUUCUCUGCAGUUAGGGGUAAAAGACCCCUGUGAAUGUGGAAAAAAUGCAAAUAAAAAACCACUAUUUAUUUUACCUGAAAAAACACCUUUCUAGGAAUCUGCAGGUCCUGCAGUGUAACUUCAUGG